AUGGCGCCUAUGUCCAUUGCAGACCUUGUGGCUGCCCUCCCCGCUGAGGACACCUGGGGCCCCGCCACUCCCUCCGACAACAUGCUCGAUGGCGUUCCAUACGCUCCCUUCUCCAAGGGUGACAAGCUAGGCCGUAUGGCUGACUGGACGGGGGAUGGCAAGAGUGACAGGGGUGGCCGUCAGGCAUACAACCGGAAUUACAGAGAUCAGCAGGUUUACGGCGCAGGCACCUCCAGCUUGUUCAACAUCCAGGUCGCCGAGGACGAGUCUUCCUUCUCCGUUGUUGACAACACCCGCACAUCGACCAAGCGUACCUUCGCCCGUGGUGGUGGCACCGUCUUCCGUGGCCGCGGUCAGCGUGGUGUUGGCCAGAGGGGUGGUCGCGCUGGCUUCCAGAGAGUCGGUGCUGGCCGUGGCCAGGGCGGCGAUCGCUACUAUGACAACCGCUCUGCACGCGGCAACCGUGGCCGUCGUUUUGGCUGGAAGGACUAUGACAAGCCGCAGAGAACCCGUGAGCCCUCGGUCAACGUCCGUCCUGACUGGACCAUGCUGGAGGAGGUUGACUUCAACCGGCUGUCCAAGUUGAACCUUGAGGCUCCCGAGGGUGAGGAUCUGGAAUCUUAUGGUUUCCUCUACUACUACGACCGGUCUUACGACAAGGCCCCCGUCAAGAACGCCGAGCGCAAGCUGCAGGCCAUGGAACGUGCCGCUUACAACGUCACCACUUCUCAGGAUCCUGUUAUCCAGGAGCUUGCCGAGAAGAACGAGGCGACCGUUUUCGCCACCUCGGACAUUCUGUCCAUGCUUAUGUGCGCUCCUCGCAGUGCCUACUCGUGGGAUAUCGUUAUCGUCCACCAGGGCGACAAGAUUUACUUCGACAAGCGCGAGGGUGCUUCCAUCGACUUGGUCACUGUCAACGAGAAUGCUGUAGAUGCCCCUAUUGAGUCAACUGACUCUUCCGGCAAGCAGGAGUCGAUCAACACCCCCAGUGCUCUCGCUCUGGAAGCCACAUUCAUCAACCACAACUUUGCUCUGCAGACUGUGGUGGAAUCUGAGGAGUCCAAGGUUACCUUCAACCACCCGAACCCCUUCUACAAUGCCGCCGAGGAGACAGAACCCCUUGCCUCCAAGGGAUACAAGUACAGACGGUUCGACCUGUCCCUGCAGGGUGACGAGGAGCCUCUCAACAUGAUCGUCCGUACCGAGGUCGACGCCGUCAUGAAGAACCCCCUAGGCGGCGAGGACCAGCAGCUGAUCGUCAAGGCUCUCAACGAGUUCGACAGCAAGGCUCCCGGCUCUGGUGGCGCUCUGGACUGGCGCAGCAAGCUCUGGUCUCAGCGCGGUGCCGUCGUGGCCACCGAGAUGAAGAACAACAGCAUCAAGCUCGCCCGCUGGACCACCCAGGCCAUCCUGGCCAAGGCCGACGCCAUGAAGCUUGGUUUCGUCUCGCGUGCCAACCCCCGUUCUGCCACCUCCCACGUCAUCCUUGGUGUUGUCGGCUACAAGCCCCGUGAGUUCGCCGCCCAGAUGAACCUGAACCUCGGCAACGGAUGGGGUAUCGUUCGUACUAUUGUCGACCGUAUCCGCUCCCUCGAUGCCGAAGAGGAGGAGGACAAGGUCAAGAAGUACGUCCUCAUCAAGGACCCCAACCGCCCUGUCAUCCGUCUGUACAGCGUGCCCCCCAACACUUUCGAGGAAGACGACGAGGCCGCCGAGGAGCAGGAGGAGAAGGCCGAGGAGGAGUCCGAGGAGUAG
Messenger RNA from Aspergillus pseudoviridinutans, 1755 nucleotides. RefSeq names its product eukaryotic translation initiation factor 3 subunit D. Gene Ontology annotation, molecular function: translation initiation factor activity. Gene Ontology annotation, biological process: translational initiation. The record is from RefSeq and is a predicted model, not a curated record. Lineage: Eukaryota; Fungi; Ascomycota; Eurotiomycetes; Eurotiales; Aspergillaceae. Gene Ontology annotation, cellular component: eukaryotic translation initiation factor 3 complex; cytoplasm. The transcript has 2 exons. Bases 1 to 1755 code for a protein of 584 amino acids.